This is a messenger RNA of Impatiens glandulifera, 2149 nucleotides long. Its product is annotated as polygalacturonase At1g48100-like. Lineage: Eukaryota; Viridiplantae; Streptophyta; Magnoliopsida; Ericales; Balsaminaceae. Bases 528 to 1946 code for a protein of 472 amino acids. The record is from RefSeq and is a predicted model, not a curated record. The transcript is spliced from 6 exons. Gene Ontology annotation, biological process: carbohydrate metabolic process. Gene Ontology annotation, molecular function: polygalacturonase activity.
AGAAAAGUGAAAAAGCAGAUUCCAAUUCCACUUAGCACCAUUUUAAGGAUUUUAUUCAUUCAUUCAUUCAUUGAAUCCCCACCUUCCAAUGGACUUCCUAAGUUGCAGGCUGCAGCCAGCGCCCAACUCUACUAGUCCUAGUAAUGUAGUAUAACUAUAUAUAUAAAUAGAUCACCUCCCCUUUAAUACCCUUAAUGUAUUCACAUUCAACUAACUAGUAGUGUCGCCUCCAUUUUCAUUUCUUAUGAAGUUUCUGCCCAAAAGUUCCCAUACCCACUUGCUCCCGUGCUCAUUUAGUGGUCACUUCUUUCUUUCUCCAUCAAACUGCUUGCCUAGACUCUAUUAAUAAUCCCCAGACCGUUUACUCUUUGUUAGUCAGUUCUAUUGCAGGCUUCAGCAUGAUCUCCGUAUCUCCCUAUUGAUAAUGACGUUUUUCUAUUAGGAAAAUAACAUUGGUCCGUUCUUGCAUGCGUAUAAAUUAGUUUAAAAGGACAAUUAAGGGGAGAUAAGAACAAAGGAAGAAGAGAAUGGGAUUCUCUAAAGUUGUUUUUGUUUGUUUGUUUUGUCUCAUUUUCUUGUGUUAUUUCUUGCGCCCCCAACUUCGAGGUGGAAUUUACGAGCAGGAUUAUCAUCGCCGUCGACUGUCUGAAAUUUCAUUAGCUCCAUCGGUUUCCCCACAGGCUUCCCCUGGGGGGGAUGGUGAUCAUGAGCCUGAUUUGAUGAAGUACCCACCCGUGGUAUUCAAUGUGAUGUCUUUUGGUGCAGUUGGGGAUGGAGUGGCGGACGAUACUCAAGCCUUCAAGGAAGCUUGGGAUGCUGCGUGUAAAGUUGAGUCAGCUACUUUACUUGCUCCAAGACAUUAUUCUUUUAUGAUUCAAUCAGCCAUUUUCACUGGUCCUUGCAAAAGUGAAUUAGUUUUUCAGAUCGAUGGAACUCUAAUUCCACCCGAUGGACCUGAUUCGUGGCCAAAGUAUUACAGCAAGAGACAAUGGCUGGUCUUCUACAGAAUCAGCGGAAUGACGAUGCAGGGGAGUGGAGUAGUUGAUGGUAGAGGCGACAAGUGGUGGGACCUCCCUUGCAAGCCUCACAAAGGUGUCAAUGGAACAACUCUACCUGGUCCUUGUGACAGCCCUGUUUCUUUAAGGUUCUUUAUGAGCUCUAAUCUAACUGUGAGAGGUCUUAAGAUCAAGAACAGCCCCCAAUUUCAUUUCCGGUUCGAUGGUUGCCAUCACGUAACCAUAGAUUCCCUCUACAUCAAGUCCCCGUCUCAGAGUCCCAACACAGACGGAAUCCAUGUAGAGAAUUCUAACAACAUUGGGAUUUACAACUCCAUUGUUUCAACAGGGGACGACUGUAUAUCGAUAGGAGCAGGUUCUUUCAACAUUGACAUUAAAAACAUGACUUGUGGUCCUAGUCAUGGAAUAAGCAUUGGGAGCCUGGGAAUUCGCAACUCGCGCGCCUGUGUAUCAAACAUAACCGUGAGUGACUCCAUCAUCAAGCAUUCGGACAAUGGGGUGAGGAUAAAGACAUGGCAAGGUGGGUCAGGGGCGGUUUCAAAGGUAACGUUCAGAAACAUUCGAAUGGAAACGGUGAAGAAUCCGAUAAUCAUAGACCAGUACUACUGCAUGACCAAAGGGUGUGCCAACCAGAGCUCCGCAGUUUUUGUGUCGGGCAUUUCCUACGAGGGAAUAAAGGGAACCUACGACAUCAGGACUCCCGCUGUUUUCCUGUCCUGCAGCGACGCUGUUCCUUGCACCAACCUCACAUUCUCCGACGUGGAGUUGCUGCCGGCACAAGGCCUGUUGAUGAGGGACCCAUUUUGCUGGAAUGCUUAUGGAGAUCUAAAGACCAUCACAAUCCCUCCAGUCUUCUGUCUAACCGAAGGGAUUCCUCACUCGUUGUCGGAGCCUCAGGAUAACGUUGAUCAAUGUCAUUCCACCAUUUAGCCACCACCAUGUUUUUUUCUUUUAUCAUUAUUAGAUUAGAGAUUAGAUUAACAAUAACAACAACAAUAUAUAUAUAUAAACACCCACCAAAAAAUAUAUAUAAACACCCACCAAAACAACAUCACCUUGUAAUCUACUAGAACUGCUAUUAUUAGUAUGUUAUGAAUAAAAAUAUGAUGAAUAGUACUUAUAAAACUUCACCA